Molecule: messenger RNA, 2917 nt
Organism: Anopheles maculipalpis
Lineage: Eukaryota; Metazoa; Arthropoda; Insecta; Diptera; Culicidae
Gene: LKRSDH
Product: alpha-aminoadipic semialdehyde synthase, mitochondrial
Exons: 6
Coding region: 69-2861 (930 amino acids)
Cellular component (GO): cytoplasm
Molecular function (GO): saccharopine dehydrogenase activity
Source: RefSeq, a predicted model, not a curated record
ACGGUGCUCCAGCUCGGCACAGGCAGAGUCGUCGUCGUCAGUCCUGCUUCAUCCACCGAACUGUAAAGAUGUUUCGUCUUUUAAAAUGUAGUGAACACUUAUCAGUGCGACAGUUUACUCGUGCCAAACAUACCGGAAAAGUGAUUGCUAUACGCCGCGAAGAUCAAUCAGUAUGGGAACGACGAGCAUCCUUCCCACCGGCGGUGGUGAAAAAGCUCAUCAAACAGGGCGUGAAGGUGAUAGUGCAACCGUCCAACAGGCGAGCCUACCCGAUGCAGGCAUAUCUUAAUGCAGGUGCCACCGUCCAGGAGGAUAUCAGCGAAGCAUCUGUCAUCUUUGGCGUUAAGCAAGUCCCUGUCGAUGCUCUGAUUCCACAAAAAACCUACUGCUUCUUUUCCCAUACGAUUAAAGCGCAAGAAUCGAACAUGCCACUGCUGGACGCUUGUCUGGAGAAAAAUAUUCGCCUCAUCGACUACGAGAAACUGAUGGACCGCAAUGGGCUACGGUUGGUGGCGUUUGGAAAGUAUGCCGGAGUGGCCGGCAUGGUUAACAUUUUACAUGGACUCGGUUUGAGGCUGUUGGCGCUGGGACAUCAUACGCCGUUUAUGCACGUUGGACCUGCUCAUAACUAUCGUAACUCUUCAAUGGCACGACAAGCCGUCCGGGAUUGUGGAUACGAAAUAUCGCUCGGAAUGAUGCCCAAAUCGAUCGGUCCGCUCACAUUCAUCUUCACCGGCUCCGGGAACGUGUCGCAGGGAGCUCAAGAAGUAUUCCAGGAGCUUCCGGUUGAGUUCGUUCCACCGGAAAUGCUUCGCAAAGUGGCCGAACACGGAUCGACUAACAAGCUGUACGGAUGUGAGGUGAGCCGUUCCGAUCAUCUCGAACGGCGCGAGGGUGGUAAAUUUGAUCCCGUUGAGUAUGAUCAGUAUCCAGAACGGUACAUUUCCACCUUUAGCAAAAACAUCGCACCAUACGCGUCCGUAAUAGUGAAUGGAAUCUAUUGGGCUGUGGGAGCACCGAAACUGAUCACUAUUCCCGAUGCGAAAAAUCUUCUCCGACCGGCUAAUACACCCUGGCUACCGACAAGCCGUGGGUCGCCAGCCCUUCCCCACAGGAUGCUAGCCAUCUGUGACAUUUCUGCCGAUCCGGGUGGUUCGAUCGAAUUCAUGAAUGAGUGUACCACGAUCGAUACGCCCUUCUGUCUGUACGAUGCCGACCGUAACAAGGAUCAGAAGAGCUUCAAGGGUCCCGGUGUACUCGUCUGCUCGAUCGACAACAUGCCCACGCAGUUGCCCCGCGAAGCAACGGACUUCUUUGGCGAUUUGCUGUACCCUUACGCACUGGACAUUCUCCAAAGUGAUGCUAAAAAGCCACUAGAAGAGCACAAUUUCUGCCAGCCGGUGGAAGGUGCUAUCAUUUGCAGUAACGGAAGUCUAACGCCGGGCUACGAGUACAUCAAUGAGCUUCGGGAGCUGAACAGCCGGUCGCGCCACAAGACGGAAGGAUCAUACGAGGGCAAAAAGCGAGUGUUGGUGCUGGGAGCUGGUUUCGUUUCAGCCCCGCUGGUAGAGUACCUGCACCGUGAGUCGAACGUUAGUAUUAAGGUAGCGUCGCAGUAUAAGGAAGAGGCUGACCGGCUGGCACACCGAUACCAGGGCGUGGAGUCGGUAUACGUGAACGUGCAGGACGAAAGUGCCAACUUGCAGAACCUGUGCGAGGAAAGCGAUGUGGUGGUGUCUCUGCUGCCAUACUCACUUCACAGUGUGAUCGCGAAGCACUGUAUCGCGGGUAAGACUCAUCUUGUGACUGCGAGUUAUGUGAACGAUGAGAUCAGUGCCCUGCACAGUGCCGCGCAAGAAGCGGGAGUUACGAUCAUGAACGAGGUGGGUCUUGAUCCCGGUAUCGAUCAUCUACUGGCACUGGAAUGCAUUCAGGACGUGCAGGAGAAUGGUGGCGUUGUUGAGUCGUUUGUUAGCUUCUGUGGAGGUCUUCCAGCUCCGGAGCAUUCGGAUAACCCACUGCGCUAUAAGUUCUCGUGGUCACCGCGAGGUGUUCUGCUCAACACACUAUCUGCGGCCAAGUACCUAAGCAAGGGUCAAGUCGUUGAAAUAUCCGGUGGAGGUGAGCUUAUGUCUGCACCUCGGGAGCUAGAGUUUCUGCCAGGAUUUGCGCUAGAAGGUUUCCCUAACCGUGAUUCGACCAAGUACCAAUCGCUCUACGGAUUGACAAACAUCAACACGCUGCUAAGAGGAACGAUCCGUUACAAGGGUUUCUCGGACACGAUUAAACCGAUGCAGCUGCUCGGACUGAUAGAUCCCAAUCCCCACCCGUUGCUGCAUCCUCACGGGCCAGAACUGACCUGGAGACAGCUGAUAGUGAACAUGCUCGGUCUGGCCGAUGCGGAUAUUUUCAUUGAAAACCUCAAGUAUAAGCUAGCGGAGCGCGUUGGUUCGAUCGAAGGUUUGGAAGAGCUAGGAUUGUUGGAAAAUGCGCCCGUAGUGAAGAUGGGCACACCGUUGGAUACGCUCAGCUAUUACCUAUCGAAGAAACUAGCCUUUGCGGAUACCGAACGCGAUCUCAUCGUACUGCGUCACGAUGUAGGAAUUCGUUGGAGCGAUGGACGACGGGAGGAGCGUGGCAUAAACUUUGUCGUUUACGGUCAGCCCGCCUCGCAGGGUGGUCACUCGGCGAUGGCCAAAACGGUCGGAUUUCCGGCAGCGAUUGCAGCGAAAAUGAUUAUCGAUGGCGAAAUCCAGCAGCGUGGAGUGGUGCUGCCAUUCUCGGCUGAUAUCUACCGACCCAUGCUGGCACGUCUAGAGCAGGAAGGUCUUACGGCGACAACCACUACGAAGGUUCUAUGAAAGAGGAACGUAGAUAAAUGGAAACAUCGUCCAGAUAGUGCGAUCGCAGGAUGUGU